Messenger RNA from Gilbertella persicaria, 1005 nucleotides. RefSeq lists its product as uncharacterized. The transcript has 4 exons. The record is from RefSeq and is a predicted model, not a curated record. Lineage: Eukaryota; Fungi; Mucoromycota; Mucoromycetes; Mucorales; Choanephoraceae. Bases 1 to 1005 code for a protein of 334 amino acids. Gene Ontology annotation, cellular component: Golgi apparatus.
AUGGCUUUACUUCAAUGUUUAUUCAUUGUGGCGCUACAAGCAUUUAUUUGUUACGAAAACACAAUACAGGCCAAUCUGUUGCCUUCGUUUGAUACAAGUGUGCUAUCAUCCACCACAACAGGUUCAGAUACAAUACCUGCUCGAGCCAGAGAUCGAUUGGGCCGUAUCAAAUGGGAGAACAUUGCAUUUAUGGGCUUCCAAGCUUGGUUCUUUGGCAUCGCUGUUGAUGCAACGGUUUAUCAAAACACAGCUGAGAUUCUAAUUUUGGCCGUCUUAAACGGCCUUUGUGCCAUUUUAGGUGCACUUGAAAUCGUGGAUGGCAACAAAUGGCUCACGUUGUUGAAAAAGACAGAUUAUUCAACUGCACCAUUGGCUAUUGCAGAAAAAAUUGAAAUUGCGUUAUCUGCUACCAUCUUACUUUUUGCUAUCAUCAUGGGCUAUCUUAGUUUUGCGAUGUCCAAACAGUUUGGUUGGAACAUCUAUAAAAAGAUUGGCGCAGAUGUCCGAAUCCAAAAAAUGUAUCGCACGUUCCAGUUCUUUGUAUUGGCUCUCAAAGUCAAUAUCUUUACCGGAUUUAUGGUGUCCUUGUUUUAUCUGAUCCAAUUUGCCUUGAAGCAAAGUGAUUCAAAGUGGAACAUUUGGUUCCAAUUAGUUUGCACAAUUUUAAUGCUUCCAUUUCUUUAUUUUGCACGUACUGCAGGUAGUACAGAAAGUAUCCUCAGAAUGUCUAUCUUUCUUUGCUUUCAAGCUGUUGUCAUUGUUCAUUUUGUCUUGAUCUUGAGAGAUACAAUGCAACCCAACAAUAAUUGGUAUACUUGGAUUGCUUUUAUAUGUGUGGGUAUUGCUGUUGACUUGAUCACCAUUGUGCUUGGAAUCAUGACGAUGAAAAACUUUAAAGGAGGACUUCAGCCUUAUGUUCAACGAGGUGCCAAGGACAAAAAAUACCAUGAUCUAGAACUCAACAAGACUAACACUAAUGAUACUUGGCAAAUUGACGAUAAUUAG